Bombus pyrosoma is the source of this 1192-nucleotide messenger RNA. RefSeq names its product phosphoserine phosphatase (gene aay). The transcript is spliced from 5 exons. Gene Ontology annotation, cellular component: cytoplasm. The coding region runs from base 462 to 1133 and encodes 223 amino acids. Gene Ontology annotation, biological process: L-serine biosynthetic process; dephosphorylation. Gene Ontology annotation, molecular function: L-phosphoserine phosphatase activity; magnesium ion binding. Lineage: Eukaryota; Metazoa; Arthropoda; Insecta; Hymenoptera; Apidae. The record is from RefSeq and is a predicted model, not a curated record.
UUUCGUAAUGUAGCGAUACAAUGAUGCAAUGAAACAAAAAAUAUAACGUUUACUUCUCUCAUUAUCAAUACUCUUGAGUAUAUUUUCUAACUGCAUAACGUAUCAAUAAUGUUUUAACUUUAAAAAACACUCAUAAUUUUAAUAAAGCUGGAAUAUUGAAGAUUUCGGAGCUAUACUAUAUUUUCUAAUUCAUAUACUGUUUUUAUGUAAUUGGGGAAUAUUAUAACGAAUUUCGUAAGAGACAUUUUUUAUCAGUGAUCAAAGCAGGUCGACCGAUGUAUACGCAAGUAAACUACAUAUAUGUGUAACUUCCAUAUGCAUGUAAUAUAGGUACGUAAAUCCUUCCUUUUUAAUAUUGUGAUUUUUGAAAGUAAACGAGUCUGAUUAUUACCCGUUUUGUACGUGGUAACGAUAAAAGAUUCGUCAGUUUGGCGUACCAUUUGUUGAAUUGAACGAGAUAAAUGGCUAAUCCAAAUGAGUUAAGAUUGAUAUGGAGGAACGCCGACGCCAUUACCUUCGAUGUCGAUUCGACUGUGAUACAAGAAGAAGGAAUUGAUGAACUUGCAAAGUUUUGUGGAAAAGAAAACGAUGUUAUUGCGUUAACAAGUCGGGCUAUGCAAGGAGAUCUGACAUAUCGACAGUCUUUGGUUGAGAGGUUGAAUAUUAUAAAACCAAGCUUUAUGCAAAUAAAGCAAUUUCUGACCUCACGUCCAUUAAAACUUUCACCUGGAAUUAAAACACUGAUAACAGCUCUACAAAUUCGUGAAAAGCAAGUAUUUUUGAUAUCCGGUGGAUUUCGUUCUUUAAUUGCACCAAUUGCCACAUGUCUUAAUAUUCCAUUAGAAAAUGUUUUUGCAAACAGACUUAAGUUCUAUUAUACAGGAGAAUAUGCAGGAUUUGAUGAAGAUCAACCUACUGCAAUAAAUGGUGGGAAAGCAAAAAUAAUAGAGCAACUCAAAAAUGAAAAAGGAUUUACAACUGUUGUUCAUAUUGGUGAUGGAGCAACAGAUUUAGAAACUAUUUCAGUAGUAGACCUAUUUAUAGGAUAUGGAGGGAAUGUGAUCAGAGAGAGUGUAAAACAGCAAUCAUUAUGGUAUAUUACUGAUUUUAAUGAACUUGUCAAUAUUUUGUAAACGUAAACAAUACAAUAUUUCUAAUAAAUAUUGCGAUAUUUGAACAAUUUUAACAAUAA